AUGUCCUUUCGAAACGACAACGCAUCUGAUUCAGCUGGCCCAUGUACCAAUUUCUACAUCCGUGAAAACCGCACCACGACUCAAACCAGUACCGCCAACGACUCUUUCACGGACGAACAUCCACUGCCGGUGUGGUCGCGAGCGCUUGUCGUCAUCGCGGUGACGACAUUCAUCAUCAUCUCCAACAUCAUCAACGUGGUCGUCUUGCGACGGAUUGACGGAAUUCCCCGAAUCGCCAGGGUGUGUCUGAUAAACCUGGGUCUCGCCGACCUGACCGUCGGGGUGAUCACGUGUCUGCUGGCCGUCGUGCCCGCCUUUCUAGGACGAUGGCCGUACGGCGACGUCGUGUGUCAGGUAUCCAGCGUCGUGCACGGCAGUUCCGCCACUGUUUCUGUGUGGACUCUAUCCAUCAUCAGCGUCGACCGCUACAUCGCCCUGGUGAAGCCGUUGAAGUACCCGCUGUGGAUGUCGUUAAAACGCGUCUUCGCUGUGAUCACCGUGACGUGGAUUGUAGCCAUCGGUAUGUUCGUCGCACCAAUACCGACAAAAUCAGAAUUCAACUACUACCAGUACAGCAGAGUUGAAAUAAUGUGCGGUCUGUACUGGGAGUACCCGCUGUUUGGCAUCGUCACAGUUGCCGUCGUACACGUUGCGUCAGCCGCAGUCAUCGUUGGGUGCACAAUCAGAAUUGCGCUGUCCAUCUGCCGAGUGAAGAAGAUCCUAAACUCGACGGGGAACGACGCCAAGCCAAUCUUCAAACGACGGCGAGAACUGAAGGCCGUGAGGACGCUGGUAAUAACGGCCUUGACCUUCUUCCUCUUCUGGGGGCCGUACGUGGUCAGUAUUCUGAUGUACUCGUUUGACGGGAAGACACGAGUUCCGCCGAUAGCCGAGUUCGUGUUCGUGUGGAUGGCGAAUAGUAACAGCUUCGUCAACGUCGUUAUCUAUUCCUACCUCUACGAGUCGUUCAGGGAUCAAAUCAAACUGUUAGUGGCGUGUCUUUUUCCGUUAAAGUUAAAGGUAAAGGAAUGCACGGUCUACGGACGCGUAACAAAGCAGCGCGACGGCGGCUACGAAGUGCCCGUGUGCAGACUCGGAUCCAUGUUGCUUGUUGGAGAUGCUGUUGUAGCUGAGCUGCAUUGGAGGGCUCUGGAGAUGUUAAUGUCUUGGCGUCUGGUGAUAGCAAUAAACGCAGGCCCCACGUGCAUACUGUUCGUAUUAACGCGAAUCACGUGA
Messenger RNA from Gigantopelta aegis, 1236 nucleotides. RefSeq names its product trace amine-associated receptor 13c-like. Gene Ontology annotation, biological process: neuropeptide signaling pathway. NCBI's taxonomy places the organism in Eukaryota, Metazoa, Mollusca, Gastropoda, Neomphalida, Peltospiridae. The transcript is spliced from 2 exons. Gene Ontology annotation, molecular function: neuropeptide receptor activity. The coding region runs from base 1 to 1236 and encodes 411 amino acids. Gene Ontology annotation, cellular component: membrane. The record is from RefSeq and is a predicted model, not a curated record.